AGUAUUGAUCACACCGGUACUUGUCCUAUGUUGGUUACAUCGAAGGGCCAUUCCUUUUUUUUUAAAUUGAUAGGUACAUCACAUAAAUUCGAUCUUGAUUAAAACAUUUCAAAGGUUCACAUUGAUAUAUCGAUAUAUGAUGACUCGACGAGUAAUCGAAGAGUUUCUUCUAAUAGUUCUAAAGAUAUCAUCAAAGUGAUGAACGAUUAACUCGAGAAAAAAAAAGAAAAGGAAAAAACGUUUAGGGACCGUCGAGUUUGCACCUGAAAUAGCAUCAACACUUAUUCACUUAUAAUACGAUCGUAAACUUGAAUGUUUCUUAUUUUACCGUAUUACGUACGAUUCCCGUUUUAUAAAGUGCGUGAGUCAGACAGAUCGAGAAACUGUUUCUAAUUGUACGGUGUAGGUCUACGUUCGAGGAAACAAUUACCAUUGAAAUUAAUCUAUUUAGAUUUAAUCAUUAAUUCGACGUGACUUAUCGAUGAACCGUUAUCGUUGUUUUAGAUAUUAGACACGUAUAUAAUAUACAUUAACAUGUACAUAUGUAGAUAGAUGAUACAUUCGAAGAUCAUUUCAAGAAAUAAGAUUAUUUUAUAUUAUGCAUUUUAUUCUUUAUUGUUUCUUUUUAUUUUGGUCUCUUUCUCUCUUUCUAUUUAUCUCUCUCUCUCUCUUUCUCUCUCUCUCUCUUUCUUUCUCCCUUUCUAAGAUUGUCAUAUUAGUCCAAUGAUAUCAUUGGUAGAAGAACUAUUGUAUCGUCGUGCUCGAUGCGAUUUCGAUGGUAUCACAUGAACUCACGUGUGUGUCAUGCAGGCACGAGUUAAUCCUCAUAAGUUUAUAUAAACACACAUACUCACGUACGUUUGUGUAUAUAUAUAUAUAUAUAUAUAUAUAUAUAUAUGUAUAUGUAUACAUUAUGUAUAUACACAUUUGAAACUACAGGAGAGUAUUAUUUGCACGUUCGUAACAUUGACUUGAACUUUUCCCUUUGCUUUAAAAAAUAUCGAAAUAGAUACAUUUAUUACGUUAAAGCUUGUUAACAACCUCAAACGAAUUAUCACAACUUCGAAUAGAAAGUGUUCUCAAUUAAUCAAGUACGAAUAAUUCUUAAAGAUAAAAUUUUCUUUUCUUUUCUUUUCUUUUCUUUUAUUUUAUUUAAUUCAUUUUUUCUUUUUUUUUCUUUCAUUCGUUCAAUUUUGUAAAAAAAGAAAUGGGAAUUCGUUUACUUUAUUUCUUUCUAUGAGGAAGAGCAUGAUUCAUUUACAUUUAUAGAAAAUUGAGAAGUUCCAUUAAACUAUAGUUUUUUUCCAUGAUUAUCUCUUCCUUCCUCUUUCCUCUCUCUCUCUCUCUCUCUCUCUCUCUUUCCUCUCUCUCUCUCUCUCUCUCUCUCUCUCUCUCUCUCUUUAUCUCUCUUUAUCUCACACAGGUCUAUUAGAUUUCUAAUACAUUCAUGUAUCUCAUCUUUUCACCGCAAAAUCAUCCAUAAAAAAAAAAGAUAAUUGAUUAAUCGGCAAGUUUUAUUCCAUUGUUGACGCGAUGGGUCACGUGAUUUCCUGCAGGCCGGAUGCUGGCGGUCGCAUUCAAAACGACAAAAGUGCACGGACCUACUCGAUGCCAGUUCAUUUCGCGUUCGUUCAUCGUCGGAUGUGAAACGCGAAAUGUUUUAAUUGAUACGACGUUCUUAUUCGUCAACGAUACUUCGUUCGUUUUGUUUCAAGUAAAAAGAAAAGGAAAAAAAAGAAAGAAAUUUUGAAUAGAAAUUAUACCUAUGGGAUCUCACGUGUCUAUUCGAGAUAUGCGUUUGCUCGUUGGAUUUGUUGGAUUUUUCAAAAUGGCCGUUGAUGAUACGAGAUGUAUCGGGCAUACGGAGACUGAGAAAACGUGGGAAAACAUUCGAGAGGUUUUUCUACGAAAUAGGAUCUCUCUCAAGGUCACUGCGAUACAUUUGUCCUCGAAAAAUAUGUCCGAAGUUCUUCCACUCAUCGUAUCGGACGAGACUACGUCUGACAUUGAUCCUCGUAACAUGGUCAAUCUCGAGGUAGGGUUGCCUGGGGACACCUGGUGGUAUUGUGUAGAAAGGGAACGAUUGGCUAAAAAAUCUGAAUGCUUUCGUGCAAUGCUUACGGGACCUAUGGCACCAGAACGAACCGAUCCUCCUCCGCUUUUAACCAUAAAACAUAUCGAAAAACGAGCGUUCGAUCAUUUCUUCAGAUAUCUGAACGACGAACCCAUUAUCUUUCAAUCAGUAUCAACUGCCAGAGCAACACUCGAUGUAGCGCAUCAAUAUAUUUGUUUAGAUCUCGCACGUUUUGCAAUAAAUUAUCUCGAAGAGAAUUUAGAUUCUUCGACUGUUCUCGAAAUCUAUGAAAAUCUUCAUCUAUAUGCAAAUAGUUUAUCUCCUUCUACGCCUCAAGAUAACGAUACGGAAGAAUCAUCUAAUAGACCUUCAGCUCCGCCAGCAUCUGACGACGACGAGGGUAGUGAAAUAGCUGCAGCCUGUACCGAACUUCUCUUUCGAUGUUUAAAUGUCAUUGAUGCUGAUCCUUCAACUGUACUUCUUCAAGAACGUUUCGAGGAAUUGAAUGUCAAGGAAGUUAAGGAAAUUGCGUGUCGCGAUACAUUGAGAUUACCUAACGAAGCUAUUCUUUUUGCUGCACUCGAUAGAUGGGCUGCAUCGAAUUGUAGAAAACGUGGCGUCGAACCAACAUCAUCGAACAAAAGGGCAUCGUUAUCGGAUGAAGUUUGGUACUCUGUAAGAUAUUUACUUAUGACGGAUAGGGAAUUCAUCGAUGGCCCAAUGGCCCAUGGUAUUUUAACUAGCGAAGAGUCCGCUUUUAUAUUUGCCAAAAUUCUUGGACAUCCUGGUAAAGAAGAGAUAAAUAUUUCCACGAACAAUCCUUUAUGGAGGCUAACCAAUACACCUAGAAUUGGGACGAUAACGUAUCAUAGUCAAGGUUGUAGUAUGUUAAAAUCAGGUAAGAAGGAACGUCAAGAUAAUAGAAAAAAUCGACGGAAAGAGUGUGCCGGUCAAGCAUGUUCCAGAAUUUGUACCUGUUUCGUGCGCGUCUUAGCGUGCGUAUUCGAAUAAAUCCGAGGAUCGAAAGAAAUCUUACAUUUUAUUACUGAAUCUCUUAUCGAGAUAAAUAUGAAAAAAGUUUUCAACUGCACUUUUUUCUUCAUUUUGAAUUCGAUAUUAAAAAUAUAGUAAUAAUAUUAUAUACGUAGAAUUUAUGAGAUCGAUAAUAAUCGAAAACAACGAAAAACGUGGUACUUAGAUCUCAAUCGAUGAAUUUUCUCUUUUUUUAUUUUCGAUAUUCCUUAUACAGUGCCAUCGAACGCUAUAAAAAAAAAAAAAAAAAAGUAAAAAAAAAUAGAACUUGUAUGUUUUAUAUGACAAUAUUUAUAUGACAGUAAUCGUAUUAUAUUUAAUAAUUAUGUUUAAUUGUUUUUCCGAAAGUUAGUCAGACACUUGAAAAUAGAAAGUACAUACAUAUAUACAUACAUAUACAGUAAACAGUUUUAUUGUCAAUUGCCGGAAAGUUAAUAUACAUAUACUUAUACAUAUAUAUAUAUAUAUAUAUAUAUAUAUAUAUACACACACAUACAUUUAGACUACAAUCUCGAGAGCAUUGAAAGAAUGAAUAUUUUUAUAUAUCAUAGACUAAACAACUUUUAUUAUUUUUCUCCUAACAGAAGAAUAAUUAACAAUCUCGAAAUGUUCCUUUGUUUUAUUGUCUUAUUUAUUUCUAAUAAUUGCAAAAUAAGAAACAGACAAGAAUAACAUAUAAUUUGAUAAAUAAAUUAAUAAUUAUUCCUAUAUAUAUUGUGCUAUAAUAUUAUAAUAAUCUAGUCUGACUUUGAUUGUGUUCAUUAUUAACUUAAAUUUAGCGAAUUUCCUAUGUAGCCGAAGUUAGAAGAAAGUUAGAAGAAAACAAUUGUAAUCGAUUUGAGAAAUAUGCAUACGUUGUUACUUGCAAAUAUAAUCGGCAUAAACAUAUACAUAUAUAUAUAUAUAUAUAUAUAUAUAUAUAUACUAUAUAUAUUAUAUAUACAUACAAACAUACAUAUACACACACAUUGUCUCGUCCAUUCAUUUGAUUUCAAAGCAAUGUAAGUUUGUCGAGUUAAUAUCGCUUCUAAGUGCAAUUAUUUAAUAUGCUAUAAAUAUAUAUAUAUACAAAAUGCUUCGGAAAUAAGUGGCUAAAUUUUUAUUGUAUCGUGAUAAUCUAACAUGACCUUUUUUCAUCCUUAAGGAGAGUAAAAUACGAUACCAAGGUUUUUGACUAUCUAUUUCUAAAGCAGCCUAUAUAUACAUAUGUGUGUAUGUGUAUAUAUAUAUAUAUAUAUAUAUAUAUAUAUAUAUAUAUAUUUGUUUCUACAUUUAUACAGCUUUUCUAUGGCGAAUCAAAGACUUUAUUAUUUACGAAGUUUUAUACUCUUCUCAAAUAAUCCGUUAGUAUUGACAAAGUUUUUUAUGUUUAUUAAUUUCAAUUAGAUACGAGUGAAUAAUUAGCUCUUUUUCUUAAAAAAAAUUAAAAAAUAAAUAAAUAAAUAAGAAAAUAAAGAAAGAAAACGAAAAAAGAAAAAACGUAAUAAUAUAUAAUUAAAUGAUUUUGAUAGAGCACAUAAAUUUUUACACAUCUAUCUUCGUAUUGACAUUCGUUUAUAAUCGUUUAAAAUUCUAUUAUUGCUAUUAUAAUUCAUAAUUGAUAAUCUUCAAGUUAAUAUUUACAUCGUUGAGAAUUUUAUGUAUUAUUAGAAACGUUAUAUUGUAUUACAUUUCUAUUAUGACCGACCGUUAUGUGAAUAUUAAUAAUUAUUCUUUAUAUGUAUAUACAUCGUUUAGUUAUAAUAUAUAUAUAUAUUUAUUAAUUUUUGAACGAACUUAAAAUUUAUGUUAUAUUAUAGAUGGAAUGUUGAAUAUGAUUGAUAUGAUACUUUUAAAACAAAUUAUAUCUUAUAAUAUUCAAUAGUGUAAUGACGUUUAAUUACAUAGUUUUAUGUGUAGACUAAUGCCAAACAAAGAGACUAUCAAAGUAUAUAUAAAGUAAAUUAAUAAACUAAAUAUCACAUUUUAA
Messenger RNA from Vespa crabro (European hornet), 5075 nucleotides. It is a transcript of the gene axed, whose product is annotated as BTB/POZ domain-containing protein 6-A. The transcript is spliced from 6 exons. Gene Ontology annotation, biological process: neurogenesis. The coding region runs from base 1766 to 3085 and encodes 439 amino acids. The record is from RefSeq and is a predicted model, not a curated record. NCBI's taxonomy places the organism in Eukaryota, Metazoa, Arthropoda, Insecta, Hymenoptera, Vespidae. Gene Ontology annotation, cellular component: cytosol.